Messenger RNA from Plasmodium relictum, 279 nucleotides. Its product is annotated as conserved Plasmodium protein, unknown function. Bases 1 to 279 code for a protein of 92 amino acids. Lineage: Eukaryota; Apicomplexa; Aconoidasida; Haemosporida; Plasmodiidae. The transcript has a single exon. The record is from RefSeq and is a predicted model, not a curated record.
AUGAAGUACAGAUGUUUUGAAGAAAUUUAUUCAGAAUAUAAUAUAAAUGAAAAUGUAAGUUUUUCAAGUGAUGAAACUGUAGAUACAACAUUAAUAAAAGGAAAACAUGAUGUUAAACAAAAUAAAUGGGAAAAUAAGGAAUUUUCUAUUUCGAAAGAUUUAAGAAUAAAAAAUACGAAGAAUAACUUAAAUGAAGAGUUGUCUAUUUUUGAAGGUUUUAAAAUAAUCUUAUAUGGUUGUAUGGGAAUAAGAACAUAUAAAAUAUUUUGCUACAUAUAA